Molecule: messenger RNA, 573 nt
Organism: Quercus robur (English oak)
Lineage: Eukaryota; Viridiplantae; Streptophyta; Magnoliopsida; Fagales; Fagaceae
Exons: 1
Coding region: 1-573 (190 amino acids)
Source: RefSeq, a predicted model, not a curated record
AUGGGGGCCAUAAGUUCAAAAACUCCCAUUGCAUUACCUCCAAAGUUCAAGAUUUCUAAUGCGGAAAAGUUUGAUGGGAUUAGAGACCUAAAGCAACAUGUUAAGAGGUACUUGAGCAUUACUGAAAUGAAAGGGUUGGAUGAGAAACAAACCUUGCAUGCAUUUCCUCUUUCACUUAUGGGAGGUGCAUCAAGGUGGUACUAUAGGUUAGAUGCAAAUAAGACCAAGGUGUGGCCUGAGCGAGUGGAGUUAUUAGUAGAUCAAUUCAUCUUCAACACCAUGAUUGAUGUGACCCUAAGGGACUUGAAGACCACUAAACAAGGUGUAGAGACAUUCUUCGAAUAUAUGACAAGGUGGAAGGGAAAGACGUUUAGGAUGGUUAAUAGGCCAAAUAAGAAAGACCAAAUCAACAUGAUUAUCAAGAAUUUUCUUCUGGCAUAUAAUAGUAGGCUCCUGUCAUUGCCUAUUAGUUCUUUCGGGGAAUUGCGUGAUUGUGGAACUAGGAUAGAAGAUGCUAUCAAUAAUGGGCAAUUGGAGAAGGGUCAGAGCAAACCUCAAAUCAAGAAGAAAUAA